GAGAAAACGAGUUUGUUUACGUUUCUUUGUGUGAAUCUUAGUCAUAAAAAUUAAUUAAUUUGAGUGUUUAGAGAUGUCUGCAUAUGAUUGGGAUACACACAAUAGACAGGCUGUGGCUGAAGGACGUCAAAUACUUGAAAGAACAACAGCUUCGCUUGCCAGAUCAAAUCAAGUUGCAAUAGAAACAGAGAAUACAGGAACUGAGAUUUUAUCAGAAUUAGAUUCCCAACGAGAAGCAUUGCUAAGAACAGGCCAAAGACUUGAUAAUGCCGAUGAUGGAUUAUCAUCAAGUAACAAAAUUAUGCGAACGAUGCUACGAACUGCUUUUUACAAUAAGCUUAUACUUAUAUUAAUUAUAUUCCUAGAAAUAUGUAUUCUUGCUGGCAUGAUUUAUAUGAAAUUUGUUAAAUAGCUGUAAGAUUCUUAUUGUGUCAUUUCCAUGGAUUAGCUGGAUGUACUAAGGGGUUUACGAUUCGAAUAAUUGAGUGUUUCGUGAGUUUUUGUUUAAAUUGAAUAGAUUUAAGAUGUUCUUGAAGUGAGUUUUGAUCAGAGUUGCGAUCUGUCACAGGUCAACGAAAACAGCCCACCUGUCACAGGCCGUUACCUGUUCACAGGUCAAUUUUUUCCACCUGUCACAGCUCUGACCUGUCGCAGGCCUCACCUGUGCAUAAAAUGGCAUAAAAUAUUAAAACUAGUAUAGACUUUGUCAUUUGAGACCACAAAAAGUCGAAAUAUAUAAUAAAUUAUAAUCCAAGAUUACGAUUUCAGAACAUCUAGAUCUAGUAAAAGAGCCUUUGUGUCAGAUUUCAGCUUGGUAAACUAAAGUAUGACAAAAAAAGUUGAAUUUGUAUGAAAAUA
Molecule: messenger RNA, 858 nt
Organism: Chironomus riparius
Lineage: Eukaryota; Metazoa; Arthropoda; Insecta; Diptera; Chironomidae
Source: the annotation of a GenBank genome assembly